This is a messenger RNA of Amoebophrya sp. A25, 794 nucleotides long. Lineage: Eukaryota; Dinophyceae; Syndiniales; Amoebophryaceae. The record is from the annotation of a GenBank genome assembly.
CUUCGUCGUGGUGCUGCACCCGAUAACGGAAAUGCCCGUUUUCCUCUUGGGCUCCGGUCAAGAAAAUGAUGGAGCCUUUAAGCACAUCGAGAUUGCUCGUCGGUUCUGGUAUCUCGAAGGUGGACCGCAAGAGCCGUCGGAGACAAUGUAUACUUUAAGUCUUCCUCGAUAUUAUAUAUAGAUAAAAGUUCAUCUUGAUGAGAUUGAGAAGCAUCCUGGUGAUGUGGCGAUCUAUCAUGUUUUCGAAAAGGGAAAACAGUCGUCCAUCAGAUGCAGCAUCAUUUCAAGAUGGAUCAUAUUUAGUGUCGUUGUAACCUCUAAGUACAGCGGUGGCAGCGGGAGAAAUUUAUUUGGCAUGUUCGAGCGAUGAAGCUUCGGGUGGUGCUUUAGGACUGGUGGACUUGCAAGACAUGAGCGCCGCGAAUAGGGGAGCACGGCCGCUUUCUGGGACCGACCCGGCGAAAGAAGACAGCAAAAGAUGCUCCAUCGAGGGCAUUGAUUACCAAACAGGACACUACAGAGCGAGCAAAGCGUCUCUCCUGGAUACUGCCAUCCCGAUGCUAAUCAUUCACCUCAACGUGGCAAAGUACCAGGCUUUGCUAGCUUGCGGACAGCGGGAGGAAGCAGACAAAAUGUCCAACCAGCUGCUGAUCGACGUGGAUCGUCCGGAUGCAGACGCAGAGACGGGAGAACAGCUGAGAGCUAACGUCAAGAAUUACUUUACCGACGAUGGAGUGCUUCGCAUUCCUCCAGAGAACAAAAGAAACUUCGUGCAUGGCGAGGGCGUAUCGGUC